UUAAAUAAUAUGCAGUAUCGUUGAUAGUGAAUUAUCGCUACAGUUGUGACUUGUUGCGUGAGUGCACGUUUAAAAUGGCUUGGACAGCGAUUAUUGCUGCUAUAAGCAUCCUUGGGCUAGUAGAAGGAUGGACCGACACAAAAAUACGUAGAUUUCCUGACAGCUUCAUGUUUGGAGUAGGCUCUGCGGCUUACCAAGUAGAAGGAGCUUGGAAUCUCGAUGGCAAAGGUGAAAGUAUAUGGGAUCGGUUCCUCCACGAGAACCCGGACUUAGUCCCGGACGGUACCAACGGAGACGUGGCCAGUGACUCCUACCACCACUAUAAGAGAGACGUGGAGAUGCUGAGGGAGAUGGGAGUGGACCAUUACCGGUUCUCUAUAUCUUGGCCAAGAGUCAUGCCAUCGGGUUUCCCCAACCAGAUAAACGAGGAAGGUUUCCAAUACUACGAUAACCUUAUCAACGAGUUACUAACAUACAAAAUCGAGCCCAUGAUCACAUUGUACCACUUUGAUUUGCCCCAACGUUUGCAAGACUUGGGCGGUUGGGCCAACCCUUUGUCCAUCGGGUGGUUCGAAGACUACGCUAGGGUUGUCUUUGACAGAUAUGCUAGUAAGGUCAAAUAUUGGACCACGAUGAACCAACCCAAUUCCAUAUGUUUGGAAGGGUAUGGAGAUAGCAUUAUGGCGCCGGGCGUGGAUAUGAAAGGGAUAGCAGAUUAUAUUUGCAUCAAAAAUGUUUUGUUGGCGCAUGCGAAGGCUUAUAGGCUGUAUGAGAGAGAGUAUAAGAGCAAAUAUAAUGGUUACGUCGGCAUAUCGAUAUCCGUGAACUGGGCCAAUCCAAUCAACAACAAGACUGAAAAUGUUCAAGCUACAGAGGAGUACAGGGAAUUCAGUAUAGGGAUGUACCUAAACCCGAUCUGGUCUCCGUACGGGGACUUCCCUCAAGUGGUGAAAGACAUCGUGGCGAAGAAGAGCUUGAAGCAAGGCUUCUUCAAGUCUCGCCUGCCGAGCCUCUCUGCUGAGGAGAAGAAGCUGUUGAAAAAAUCGGCCGACUUCCUAGGCAUGAACCACUAUACCACGAUGCUGGUCAAGCGGUCCACGCAGCAAUUUCCUUCGCCGUCUUACCAGGACGAUAUCGGCGUGGAAUUCAGCCAGGAUACAAACUGGAGGGGCGCUAAGUCUAUUUGGUUGAAGAGCUACGCCUUCGGUAUAUACAAAGCGCUUCUCCACAUCAACCAAAACUAUGACUACCCUCUAAUAAUCAUCACGGAACACGGGUGGUCUACCAACGCCGGUUUAUGGGACCAAAGCCGCGUGCAAUGUAUGAAGGAUUACAUGCGAGCGUUACUUCUGGCCAUGGAAGAUGGAUCUCGAGUCGCAGGAUAUACUGCUUGGAGUCUUAUGGAUAACCUGGAGUGGGCUAGUGGUGUCAGUGAACGCUUCGGCCUAUACGAAGUGGAUUUCGAUUCGGAAGACAAGAAAAGGACAGCGAGAGAGUCUGCCCUUGUCUACAGACACAUCAUUGAGGAGAGAGUGGUCGACGACUGGACUCCACCAAGAUUAGAUAUAGAUAUAUCGGGUAGAAGACUAAAGAGGUCCAAGAAAAAUACCGAGUUGUAAAGAUAGGUUUAAAUGGAACCUUUACAGUCAUCAACAAAUGGUUCGUGACACCCAAAGUAGCCAAAAAGUUGACACAACCUUAUUCCAAUGAGGGUUUUCGCGAAUGAAAAAUCCG
Messenger RNA from Ostrinia furnacalis (Asian corn borer), 1734 nucleotides. RefSeq names its product myrosinase 1. Gene Ontology annotation, biological process: carbohydrate metabolic process. The record is from RefSeq and is a predicted model, not a curated record. Lineage: Eukaryota; Metazoa; Arthropoda; Insecta; Lepidoptera; Crambidae. The transcript is spliced from 9 exons. Gene Ontology annotation, molecular function: beta-glucosidase activity. Bases 75 to 1619 code for a protein of 514 amino acids.